Limanda limanda (common dab) is the source of this 970-nucleotide messenger RNA. RefSeq lists its product as uncharacterized. Gene Ontology annotation, molecular function: ubiquitin protein ligase binding; protein tag activity. The transcript has 2 exons. Bases 102 to 572 code for a protein of 156 amino acids. The record is from RefSeq and is a predicted model, not a curated record. Gene Ontology annotation, biological process: protein ubiquitination; modification-dependent protein catabolic process. Gene Ontology annotation, cellular component: nucleus; cytoplasm. Lineage: Eukaryota; Metazoa; Chordata; Actinopteri; Pleuronectiformes; Pleuronectidae.
UCAGCUGUUAGUGUUGUUUUUGCUCCUGAACAUCACUGACUUAUCUGCAGUUUACUGAAGAUCAACUUUUCCUGCGACGCUUCGUCUUUGAAUCAAGAGACAUGGAAUUAAUCAUCACUAUGCUGACCGGGAAGUCCGUCACCCUGACGGUGAACCCCCAGGAGACGGUGGGCAGCCUGAAGCAGAUGAUCCAGCAGAAACUGCACGUACCGGUUCAGAAGCAGAGGCUGCUGUUCGUCAACGGCCAGAACACCGACCUGAGCGACGACCUGCGGCCCGUGGACUCCUACGGGCUGCACUCCGGCUGCAGGCUGUCUCUGCUGGUGGUCGAGCCGGCCCCCGUCCAGGUGUUUCUGAGGAAUGAGAAGAACGUGAUGUCCACCUACGACAUCACACCCGACGAGACCGUGAGCGACUUCAAGCGCAGGGUUCAGGCCAGGGAGGGAGUGCCGGAGUCGCAGCAGAGGCUGUUGUACCAGAGCAGGGAGAUGACUGGAGGCAAACUGUCCGACUACAACGUGGCGGCCCUGGGCACCAUCGAACUGUUAAUGCGUCUGAGGGGAGGAAACUGACCAUCAUCUGAUCAUCAUCUGAUCAUCACAGUGCUUCCUAGUGUUUUUUUUAUCUUAAUAACACAUUCCAACUUUUACAUGAGAAUCCAUACAUUCUUUUUCGGUGGGAAACUGUUUCUGUAAAUCUGCUCUGAUCUUAUGUGAUUAUUAUGACUUGGCUGAAAAGUCAAGACUAAGAUUUGUGUUAGAGGGAUCUACUGGCAAACGUUUCAUGAUGAUGUUUUCAUAUGACCUGAAUGUAUGAAGAGUUUACGAUAAUUGUAAGUGUCACUAAAAACCGAACAAUUAAUUUAUUAUUUUCCUUGUGACAAUUUUAUUUUUUGCUAAAUGUUCUGUCUUUGUUCAUUUCAUUAAGAAGCCUGUUGUAAAUAUUUAAAUAAAGUGAGUUUCAUAGUGAA